Molecule: messenger RNA, 2472 nt
Organism: Rhinocladiella mackenziei CBS 650.93
Lineage: Eukaryota; Fungi; Ascomycota; Eurotiomycetes; Chaetothyriales; Herpotrichiellaceae
Exons: 4
Coding region: 1-2472 (823 amino acids)
Cellular component (GO): cytoplasm
Source: RefSeq, a predicted model, not a curated record
AUGAGUAACACUCCUACCAAGUCGGGUCUGACGACUCGCGCUCCCAUGCCCGCCUUUGGUACCUUUGGUACCCCCCAAGCAUCGGCUUCUCUCCUCCUCGAGAAAUCGAAUCCGGGCUUACGCAGAUCGACUCCCGACUCUGAAGCACUGGCUUCCUCCGACGAUGAGGCCGAACAUGCAAAGACCACCGCCACAACUAAUGUCAAGACAAACAGACCUGUGCGGAGGACGUCCUGGCUCAAUGACGUCUCGUUGUCGAAUGCCAAUCGAAAAUCCUCCAUCACGGUGCCGUACAGUCCUUCGACUUCACUUCCGGGAACUCCAGGUUCAGAGCAAUCCCCAUGGACCAGUAUCAGCACGUCAGGCGCUGCUGCAUGGCAUAACCCGGCAACUGCUUAUCCAUGGCCCAACAUCUGGACUCAGCAGGACGGUCGAAAAGAACCCCCCGCCCGGCUUCAAGAAGUCUUGCCUUCGAAUGGCGACGGUGGAAUUCCCUUUUCAAUCCCCUUACAGCCGACGCCCAAAACAUACCGAUCGCAGUCCUACUCCGUUGGCCAGCUCGAUACCACCUCUGCUCCGACCGCGACGAACGCCGUCUCCACCUCAACUGACGCGCCUCGGAACAGAUUAGCCGGACAGUACCCGUCUCUUCAAAGACGGACUUCUAGAACGAGUGGUCUCGGUACUAUGGACUCAAGUGGUCUUGGUCGGUUGCGAGAAGUCGAGGACGAUGAAGAAGAUGUGCGAGGGAGCAUGGUCUCCGAUGCUAUUGCUACUGAACAAGCACGCAUGAUUGAAAUUUUGGAGAAAGAGAAUGCUCAGCUUCGUCAUGCGGCCCAAAAUCGCGACCGAACUUUCUCCGCUACAUCUGCGACCACCCAACCGCCGCCAUCAUCAGGGUUCCGAAAUACUCGACUGAGAAGUGCGGUACCCGAGGAAGCAGAGACGGCCAUCGAUGAUCGAGAAGACCUUGCAGCCCUCGGCGGGUUUGGUGGCCGCGAAAACAAUGCCCGUCGCAUGAGCGAACAACCCAUCGGAUUCUCCGAAAGACAAACCCUCUCUUCCCUCGAGAAUCGCAAUGUAGAAGGGGUGAAGAAACCACAUUGGCAAACUUCCCUCGGCUUCGGUCCCAUCCCCGAAGCCCCUCAAAGUCGGCGACAUUCUUUUGCAGACGUGCCAACCCGACAUGGAUCUUUUAGUUCAAAUGAUGACAUGACAACAUACGAGACCGGAUCUCAGGCUGUUUCCCAAGGAGAAGAUCCAGUCUAUUUCAAUACCACCGAAUCCACUCGGCGUGCUGCGGAUGCCCGGGUGCACCAAUCUCAUCGAGACCCUCAGAAUUAUGGAUCACAUUUGGGUAUGACGAGUUUCCUCGAUUCCGGCAGCCAACCCCUUUUCAUUGUCAACUUCAAAUGUUGUCGCUCAGAUGUCUUCUAUAUUCAAGAAGGGACAGGGCUCCACGUCAGUGUCGGUGACCUCGUUAUUGUCGAAGCUGAUCGAGGUACCGAUCUUGGUACCGUUCAACAUACGAAUGUCACAUGGGAAGAUGCUCGUCGAUACAAAGAAUACUACGCUGAAGAGCAUUACAAGUGGUUGAUGAUGUUUUCGCUGCAAAGUCGGAAUGGUGGACCCAAUGUUGUCAAUCCUAAUGGAGUUCCCGGAAGACAAGGGAGUGCUGUCGGUGGAAUGGGUCCGCAAGGACACCAUGGUCCACAUGAUGCAUCUCAUCCAGAUCUCAAACCAAAGUUGAUCAAACGACUGGCUCAGAAUCACGAAAUCCAAGCCUUGAAAGACAAGGAAGGCAAUGAAGCCAAGGCUAAACGCGUCUGUCAACAGAAGGUCAUCGAGCAUCGGUUGAAUAUGGAGAUUCUCGAUGCAGAAUUCCAAAUGGACAGCAAGAAGCUCACCUUCUACUACUUCGCCGACAACUACAUCAACUUUAACCAUCUCGUCACCGACCUCUUCAAAAUUUACAAGACUCGAAUCUGGAUGUCUGCAAUCAACCCCGCCUCUUUCCAGACCCCGACAGCUUCACUUGGGAUAACGCCGGUUUAUAGUGCUGCUCCCGGUGACGAACGUCAUCGCCGAAGACAACAACAACAACAACAACAACAAGUACAAGGGCAACCACAACAGCCUCAUAGUCUCAGUCCACAGGCUAUUACAACCCCAUUUGGAGACACAUUCGACGCAGAUCGAACCUUCAACAACCAAAAUCAGGGACCGCGAAAUUCCUAUUACAACCAAUUCCAAGACGUUGGGGCUGGUCCUCAACCUGGUAUGGCACCAUAUGCAAAUAUGCCCGGCCAAAUGGAUCCCUUCAUGCCUUUUUACGGCCAACCGUAUCCGGCACUUAACCCUAAUGCCCCAAAUUUUGCCAAUAACCGACCGGAGUUUCGAGGGAGAGGUCCUAAUCAACCAGGUGAUGUCAAUUGGAUGGGUCGGUUCCAAGGUCUCUCCCUCGGUUCUUAA